UACACUCUCAGCGACCCAUGUUAUCAAGUUGAAAUAAUAAAGCCAACAGUUGUGUUAUUGUCUGGAAUACUUUAUAUAUGGACAUUUAAUGUAAUUGUUUAGUCAAACAUUUAAUCCUCAGGGCUGAAUUCUUAAGGAACUUUGAUGUCUAUCAAAUCAAUCUAAACUGAUUCGGAAAUAUCUUAGUUUAUUAGUUGCAGAACUUAGGCAGAUUUAUUUGAAGCACCUCAGCUACAGUGGAAAUGUGAACAGUCUCCUAUGUAUGUAAUGCAUUAGCAUAAUGAAUAUUUAUGUCUGUGUUAUGCCUCUAGGGUAUAAACACGGCUAAUUUAUUACGAUUAAAUGAGGAUACAAUUUAAAUAUAAUGCGUCCUUAUGUAUUGUAAUGUAAUAUGUAGAUAUAGUAGCCUAGGCGAUGAGGAAGCAUUAUCUGUGUACUGAAAAAAAAUAGCUUGUUUUAUUCACUACAAUGAAAUAUUUCCGUUUUGCCCGAUUGCCAUAAGUCAGUGAAUGCGGUUCAAGGAAGAGCGGAAAGGUUGGAUGUGAUUUGCCGGAGUCUCGCGCAGACAAGCCUGCCGUUAGCGGUGCACUGAACAUUUCACAGCCCUUCUAUGAUUAAUCGAAAGCGCGUAUUUGCAUGUGAACAUUAUUCAUUGUAUUGUCGGGGCAUGCUGAGAUUGUUUUGAUCGGAUGGAGCUGCUGGUGGUGCUGGGCUGCUGAUGCGGCCUGAGCGGAUACGUUGCUGCGAUGGCGAUGGGUAAAUGGCUGCUGUACGCCGGUCUCGCGCUUUCUCUGCUCGCUUUGUGCUUCCUCACGGUUGCUAUAUCCUCCGAUCACUGGUACGAAACGGACGCCAGGAGGUACAAAGAGCGCUGUCGGGUUUUAUCACGCCGUCGCACAGACCCGGGCUUCAUCUACAUCCCGAGCCACAGCCUCCCGCUGCGCGAGCCGCGGCCACUGAUGCUGCGCGAGCGGAGGGAACUGUUCGGCGCGAGCGCGGCAGACGAGUGCAAGCGCCGCUACAACUCCACCACCGUGGGGCUGUGGAGCAAAUGCUACCGACUCGGCUUCGACCGGAACAUCGAGGAGCUCAUUAAGAAAGGGACUAUUGAGAGGUGCUCCUACAUCAAGUACUACUACACUUCGUCGUCUCUGGUACAAAAGGAUAUCACCAAGACCAUUCAGCAGGACGACUGGCAUGCCUUGCACUUGCGCCGGAUGACAGCGGCCUUCAUGGGCAUGGCUCUGUCCAUCAUCCUGUUUGGCUGGACGAUAGGACUGCUGGGCUGCUGCUGGGAUCAGGGCCUCAUGCACUACGUGGCUGGCCUGCUUUUCCUCAUGGGAGGUACGUUUUGCAUCAUCGCCCUGUGUACGUGCGUGGCUGGCAUUAAUUUCGAACUUUCCCGCUACCCAAGCUACAUGUUCAGCCUCCCCGAUGACAUAAGCCAUGGUUACGGCUGGUCGAUGUUCAGCGCCUGGUGUGGUUUGGGUCUCACACUUAUUGCUGGUUUCUUCUGCACUCUGGCACCUUCCAUUCAACCUCCUCCACCACCUAGCCGUACUCCCUACCCCAAAUCCCGCAUGGAGAACGGCACGGUGUGCUAAACUACUAUGGAAAGAGCAGGAGAUGUGAAAGAAUACAUGCCUUAACUAUAAGUGACAUUCUGAACUUUUUAAAGGGAGUGAACACUCCACAUGUAAGCGUGGACAGUCUGCGUGUGGACCUUCUGCUACAAAAGCGGUUGUACAGACGUGAUCAGAAUAUCCUCGAUGGAGCAGUUCUUGUUCUGUUUCAGUGUGCAUUUUCUUGAUUUGAGAGGAGACUAACAUUUCACAAGACACAUACAUCAAAGUUAAAUAUUUGAACAUGUAUAUAUAUCCGAUGAAAAUAAUGUCACUAACAUUACAUGCUGUUGUGAUGUGCCUAUUAGAUAAUAAAAACUCUUAUUUUAAAGCAGUGUACAUCAUUUCUUUACUUUAUGAUGACUACAGAAAUAAAAGGGGGAAAAAACAUUAAAACA
Molecule: messenger RNA, 2020 nt
Organism: Ictalurus furcatus (blue catfish)
Lineage: Eukaryota; Metazoa; Chordata; Actinopteri; Siluriformes; Ictaluridae
Gene: tmem178ba
Product: transmembrane protein 178Ba
Exons: 4
Coding region: 747-1604 (285 amino acids)
Cellular component (GO): membrane
Source: RefSeq, a predicted model, not a curated record